Messenger RNA from Melopsittacus undulatus (budgerigar), 3574 nucleotides. RefSeq names its product ataxin 7 like 1 (gene ATXN7L1). The record is from RefSeq and is a predicted model, not a curated record. The transcript has 12 exons. The coding region runs from base 164 to 2689 and encodes 841 amino acids. NCBI's taxonomy places the organism in Eukaryota, Metazoa, Chordata, Aves, Psittaciformes, Psittaculidae.
UCUGAUAGGGAGCAGGGGCUGACACUACCCCCGUGUGGGCGGCGGAACGUCCCGAGGAUGACGUGCGGCGUUCUCGAAUCCCGUGUCUCGCUCGCUCGCUCGCCGCCGCCGCCGCCGAAGGAAACGGGAAAAGCAACAAGGAGGCAGGAGCAGGCGCGGCGCCAUGGCGGCCCUGGAGCGGCCCGUGCCCAGUCCCGAGGCGUUCCUGGGCCAGCCCUGGGCCGCCUGGGUGCGGGAGGCCGCCCCCCCGCACGCGCACGGCGCCGCCCCCCCGCACAGUGUAGAUCUAGAAGAGACUGGAAAGGAGGGUGGAAAAAGCAGGGAGGUUAUGAGGCUUAAUAAAGAAGAUAUGCACUUAUUUGGCCAUUAUCCAGCUCAUGAUGAUUUCUAUCUUGUAGUGUGCAAUAUCUGCAAUCAGGUAGUCAAGCCACAGGUUUUCCAGUCACACUGCGAACGAAGACACGGUUCAAUGUGUAAACCUUCCCCUUCUCCAGCUUCUCCAGCCUGCAAUUCCAGGACAUCCUUAGUACAGAUGAAACCGAAAUCCUGUAUCAGCGGCCAUAACCCUGUCAGCAGCAACUCAAAGCCAUUCAAAACGCCCAAAGACAAUCUACUUACCUCCAGUAGCAAGCAGCACACAGUCUUUCCUUCAAAAGUAUCACGGGAUAAACCAUGUGUUCCUGUUCCAGUAGUCAGUCUAGAGAAAAUUCCUAACCUAGUGAAGGCAGAUGGUGCAAAUGUUAAAAUGAAUUCUGCAACCACUACCACCAUCACCUCCUCCUCAGCGUCUUCAUCCACCAUACCUGCUCCAACUCUGGUUAAAUCUGGUUUGACAUCCAAGUCAGUGCCACCAUCACCAGAAAAGAUUCUGAACGGCAAAGGAAUUGUAGCUCCAUCAAUAGACAAGAAACACCAAAAUGGCACUAAAAGCAGUAACAAGCCUUACAAAAGACUUUCAGAAAGAGAAUUUGACCCAAAUAAACACUGUGGAGUACUGGAUCCUGAAACAAAGAAACCUUGCACAAGAUCGCUCACCUGCAAGACUCAUUCACUUAAUCAUCGACGAGCAGUUCCAGGCCGUAAAAAACAGUUUGACAUCCUUCUAGCUGAACACAAAGCUCGAUCCAGGGAAAAAGAAGUUGCAAAAGACAAAGAGCAUCCACCAUCUGCAAGGGAAAGUUAUCAGAGCCAGCCCACACCAGCACAAGACUCUCUGUCAGGAUCUUCAGUGAACUCUGGGCAAGAAUCUAAAGUAACAUCUCCUGCAAAAUCUAGACCACCAAAUUCUGUACUUCCAAGACCGUCAUCUGCAAAUAGCAUAAACAGCAACAGUUCUUCAAACCACAGUGGGUACGUACCAGAACUGCCACUGCCUUCCAUGGGAGGAGAUUUAACAAGCAGAUUGUCCAGUGAUGAAGGAGAAGCGGAUGGAGCUGAAGAAUCUGAGAAAUUAGACUGUCAUUUUUCUGGACACCAUCCCAGACCUCUUGGGUUUUGUUCAUACGGCAGUCGCUUAAUGGGAAGAGGGUACUAUGUCUUUGACAGAAGAUGGGACCAUUUUCGAUUUGCGCUAAACUCCAUGGUAGAAAAACACUUGAACUCACAGAUGUGGAAGAAAAUUCCUCCUGCGGCAGAUAGUCCCAUGCCUUCUCCAGCAGCACACGUCUCCACUCCUUUUCCAGCAUCAGUCUUACAGCCUUUCAGCACCCCCAGUGCGGUGUAUAUUCCUUCAACACCUAUCAGUUCCAGAAUCACUUCUUCUUCUUACCUAAUGACAUCAGCCAUGUUAUCAAAUGCAGCCUUCGUGACAACAUCAGAUACGAAUUCCAUUAUGUCACACACUACAGCUUUUCCUCACAUGGCUGCAAGCCUAAGUAUCAUGGACUCAACUUUCAAGGCACCAUCAGCUGUGUCACCAGUGCCAGCAGUCAUCCCUUCCCCAUCCCACAAGCCAUCCAAAACAAAAACCAGCAAAUCCUCAAAAGUGAAAGACCUGUCAUCUCGGGGUGAUGAGUCUUCAAGUAACAAAAAGAAAAAGCCGCAGUCGUCGUCCUCAUCAUCAUCGUCAUCGUCCUCAUUAUCUUUGCAGACAUCUUCCUCGUCUUCAUUUUCAGGGUCCCACAAAAAGAACUGUGUCCUGAACCCCAGUUCGACUUUGAACUCCUAUCAGGCUACAUCUUCCUAUAACAGUAUGUCUGUGCACAAUACAAAUAACGGAACAAGCCCACUCAGUGCCAAAUCGGAGCCCUCAGGACGGACUUCAUUAUCAAGUAGUUCAACAGACUCAGUGAAACAUAUGAGCAUGGUAGUAAGCAGUAUUGACUCUUCUAAUCUGUCUGUAUCUUCUCUUGUGCAUCACUCAGGGGACCACUCCCUGGGAGCACAUAACGCAGUGUCUUCUCUACCCCUUUCUUUUGACAAAUCAGAAGGAAAAAAACGUAAAAACUCUAGUUCUAGUAGCAAAGCCUGUAAAAUCACUAAAAUGCCUGGUAUGAAUAGUGUUCAUAGAAAGAGCACUGCCAACCUUAUUUCUGCGGUGCCAGAUCCUACAAGCAGCUCCAUCUCUCGGCAGAUUGGAAAAAAUAGCAGUGUAGCUUUGUCACAGUCCAGUCCUUCGAGUACAUCAAACCCUGUACACAACAGACAAAAGACGUCAAACCGGACUGGUAGAAUAAGGACUCUUCCAUGACAAGGAAAAGGAACCAGCCUAUAAUCUCUAGCUCUCAGCAGCCCUACGCCACAGGGUUUUUCUUUUCUAUGUCCUGCAGAUGGAUUUAACCUUUUAUGAAUUUGUGGUUUUAAAGAGAAUUAAAUUUACAGACAACUGUAAUAGUGAUUUGUUUAGUUUUUCACUUGUAUUUGCCACUGAUCUGUGCGUUCUGCUUGGUUAUGUUUCAUGCCUUUUAAAGCUGUUAGCGUUGCAAUGCUCCCUUUUUUUCCUUACCAGAACACAACGGACAUUCCAAAAAAACAAAAGAAAUCCAGAUCAUGAUUUGAGUUAAUUUAAAGGAUCUGCAAAUGUUUUCAUGAAAUAAAAAUUACAGUAAUUCUGUAUUUAAGCUUGUCCUAUGGAUAAAAAUGGAGUGCAUUUCUUAGUAACUUGCAAACAGCUGGGGCACUGCAACUUUAGGGACUAAUCCUGACUGGUGCUCUGUACCUACAGCAUUUAAUAAUUUCAAUGGGAAUCCUAAGUGUUCAGCCUCUUCCAGGAUCAGGCUCUUAAGGAACCUCCACUUCAAUCAAUGCAGAGCGGAUUUUUGCACCAAACUGUAGUUAACAUUAUCAGGGGCUCAGCGUAUAACAUCCCCGUAUCCCGGUGGAUUUGUAGACCCUCAAGAUCAUGGCGCUUGAUAACUUCAGUGAACAGUUUGGGUUUGCAAGGGCAGGAGUUGAACAGAUUGGCUUGCAUUAAUAGAAUUGCACUGACAGUGUUUCUUAUAGGAUUACUGAAUAAUUUUUUUAAUAAAAGAUAGAUUUUUUUAAUCAGGAAGCCAAUACUGGAACAAUAGAACAGAGCAGUUAAUUUUUCUUUCUACAGUGUUAAAAGUGCACUUAUAUGCUGGUUUAUUUACAU